UCUACAGGACCAGAUCAUGCAUUCAGAACCUACUCGAAAGAUAGCGCAAGUGGCUGUAACUUCUUUGUCAUGGGUUUAUGCUCCUAAUAUAAAUUCAAUUUUGCUGGUGGUCAUGGAGAAGGCAACCGACCGUCUUCUCCAACAGUUUGGAGUGAUGUGGGGCAUCGAAGAGAAGCGAGAAAAGCUGGAAAGAAUGCUGUCAGAAAUCCAGGACAAACUUGGAGAUGCAGAGGAGAGGCAAGUCAAGGAAGAGGGAGUGAAGAAGUGGUUGGCAGCACUGAAGGAUGCAGCCUACGAAGCAGACGACAUGCUGGAUGAGUUCAAUUUGGAAGCAAUGCGGCGGAAGGCAGAGAUUCAGGUCGAUAUGUCGAAAAAGGUGCGCAGCUUCUUUUCUUUUGAUAAUCCACUCUGGUUUCGUUUCAAGAUUGGCCAAAAGUUGAAUGAUAUUGUUGAGAAAAUCGAUAAAAUAGUAGAUGAAGGAAAUAAAUUUCAUUUCAUGGUCAAAACACAACCACAAAUCAAGGAUAGGCCGCAAAGCCACUCCUAUAUUGAUGAGUCAUAUGUCAUUGGUAGGGAGGAAGAUAGAGAAAAAAUAUCCUCCCCAUAG
Messenger RNA from Elaeis guineensis (African oil palm), 607 nucleotides. The record is from RefSeq and is a predicted model, not a curated record. NCBI's taxonomy places the organism in Eukaryota, Viridiplantae, Streptophyta, Magnoliopsida, Arecales, Arecaceae.